CUUGAGUCUUGUCCGGUGUUCUUAUAUCUACUUGAAGUUUCCGAUUUGUGUCUCCUUUGGCCGACACCAACAUGGCGCACGACAUCAACCUCGAUACUCUUGGGGAACAACACGCAACGGUGUCCCAAGAUAAAAUCUUUGGGAUCUUGCAAACGCACCUCCAGAGCGGGGGAAAGACCAGCACAAGUUCGUCACAGUUGGCCGAUGCCAUCCGGCAACUGAGUGCCAAAACCUCUUCGGGAGAUGCUGCGUCAGGCUUCCUCUGGGAUCUUUGGAUGGUCGUCGUAGAUCUCGCCUACCUCAUUCCGCCAGACCACCCCUGGCAGGACAAACUUAUAGGUGCUAUUCAGACCUUGAGACAAACUGGUGGACUUAUCGUCCCCACUGAAGAAACGAAGGAGCCCCUGAUGUGGAAAGACCUGUCACAUCUGGCGGAAUACAUGUUAGAUAAGUGGUUCGAUCCCACCAAGCUAGACGAAUGGACUCUAGACAAUGUUGCUGCAUGGAAGAACCUCAACUCGUUCACUGCCAGGCUCACGACGGAAGACUUUGCUCCCUGGUUGAACUUCCCCAUCUGGCAACUUCAGAGCGCCCUUGACGAGUCCCCAGACAAGGGUAUCAUCCUGGAGUCUAGGCUCUGGGUAGCGACUGAGUGGGCUAUACGUCGUGGAAGCUUGGUAUUCCAAGACAUAAUCUUCGCCAGACCGCACAAAGAUGCAGUUGAAGAGGCUACCGAAGGGCAAGGCUUGGGCAAGUUACGUCUUUGGAAGAAGAGGUUUUCCGAACUGCUUGAGGAUAAGGAGCUACUGGGACUCGAUAUUGUUCUUGUCCACCGAAUAGAGCAGACUGUCAAGGAGAUGGAGGAGUUCGAGAUCGCUGACCAGGUACAAUAGCUGAUGGACGAGCGGAUCAUCAUACUUAUUUAAGAGGAUAACCUCUUCCACCUCCAUUAUGCCAAUUACCAGAUUGGCGUCUUCAAUGGUUCUGAAUAUCCACAGUUGUUGGAAAGAAGACAGAACAAAAAAGAAUGUCAAGAGGGUGUAAGUGUGGUUUGAGAAGAGCCAUUGGCUCAGCGCUUCUUCAGUGGCCACGCAAAAGCCCCGAGCGACGAACACAACAUGAACGAACCCAGGAACAGAAUCAACGACUCGUACCGGCCCAUGCCGUAUCCCCAGCUCACCGGCUUCGUCAACAGGCCCGCCGUGAUGGGACCGGUGGCCAAGUUGCCGAUGCCCUUGCCGAAGGCCAUCAUGCUGAACACGGGCUGGGGAUCAUCGGACAACAUGGCGCCGAACUUGGCCCAGAAUAUCAGGAAACCACCGGCGAACAUGCCGAAGACCAGCGCAAAUACCACUAACAACGCCAGUGAAUGGGCGAAGCCCCAGAGCGUGAACGCCGCAACGGACGACACGAAGGACGACACGAACAUGAGGGCGAAGACGUUGUCCGUCCGGUCGGAGAGCCAUCCGAAGCCGAGCUGCCCAAAGACAGUCGCCAGGUUGUGGGCCGCGAGCAGCAAGGCUCCCAUGGUACCCGACAGCCCGAUGGCGGAUGCGUAGGAAGGCAGAUACAGCGAGGGGAUAUAGUAGGCAAACCCCUGGAACAGGUUGGAGAGCGCGAAGCAGUAGAAGAGAGGCUGCCGCAGGAAGCUGACAUCGAACAUGCGCAUCGCGCCCCGGGGCGACGGCGGCAGCCGGCCCUUGACCAUGUGCAGGACGGGCGCAACGCAGGCGAACUGGGCCACCGCAACGGCGCGCAGCGUCGUGCGGUAUCCAUACCUGGACAACAGCAGCUGCAGGAGGAACGGCAGGCCGACGCCGCUGAAGCCGCCCCCUGCGUAGAGGACGCCGUACGCCAGGCCGCGGCGGGCGACGAACCACUCGUUGAGCAUUCGCAGCACCGGGAAGUACAGCAUCAGGAAGCCGAAGCCGUAGAGGACGCCCUGGGUGGCGAUGAGCCCCGGGACGGAGUCGGCGAAGGAGGCGCCGACCAGGGAGGCGACGCAGAGGGCCCAGCCGACGACGACCAUGUGUCUCUGGUAGAGAUGGAACCUCUUGACGAGAGGGGCCGCGAGGGGCGCGCCGAGAAAGUAGAUGCUCGUCGACACGGUGCCUAUGAUGGCGAUGUUCGGGUCGUCUUUGAACUGCGGCUGUGAGGAAUAGUAUUCCUGGAAGACGCCAAAAGUCAAGGGAAAGCCUAUUUUAGAGGUCAGCGACGCCGUUUUCCUGCGGGCAAGCUAUACAAAGAGGCUUCGAGUGUAGGUAUACCCCAGAGAAGCGCUUCGAUGACGAAGCUUGACAACAGAAACUUCCACGCGGCGGCGCCCUUGUCGGUUGGUGGCAUAGUCUGGAUCAAGGUGUUGACAUCCUCCUCGUCCGUCUGCUGGGCCGACGCCGUACGGGCGUCGGCGUCCGGGAGGCGACGCAGUUCGACUGACAUCUUGGAGCAAGUCUUUUGCGUCCGAACACCUUUGGUUUUACUUUUGGCUAGUUACCGAACGAAGAAGAUUGGGGAAGAAAAAAA
Molecule: messenger RNA, 2523 nt
Organism: Colletotrichum destructivum
Lineage: Eukaryota; Fungi; Ascomycota; Sordariomycetes; Glomerellales; Glomerellaceae
Product: Putative oxopyrrolidine biosynthesis cluster protein G
Exons: 3
Coding region: 72-893 (273 amino acids)
Source: RefSeq, a predicted model, not a curated record